Messenger RNA from Solanum tuberosum (potato), 1715 nucleotides. RefSeq names its product probable receptor-like protein kinase At1g33260. Gene Ontology annotation, biological process: protein phosphorylation. Lineage: Eukaryota; Viridiplantae; Streptophyta; Magnoliopsida; Solanales; Solanaceae. Bases 399 to 1430 code for a protein of 343 amino acids. The transcript has a single exon. Gene Ontology annotation, molecular function: protein kinase activity; ATP binding. The record is from RefSeq and is a predicted model, not a curated record.
ACAUUUUUUUUAAACACAAGCUUAAAAACUUUAUCAUUCACUACUCGAGUGUCCAUCAUACACAAUCCGAUUUUCAUUGUCGGUGGGUCGAUUAAUUUGAAUUCGCAUAUAGUAGGCCGGGAAAACUCUCCCUUCUCAUGCUUGAAGUCAGAGACUUCUGAUUAAGGAUCGAGAGAUUAAUUCAAACCACCAUCAUCCCACCAAGCCUUUGAGUUUUAUUUCCAUUUAUUAAUUAUUCGAUUUUCGUAGUUUGGCCUGAUUAAUUUGGAUUCGUGGUGGUUGCUCUCUACUAAGAAAUUCUCCAUUCUUAGGCUUGAAGUCAGAGAUUUCUAGUUAAGGAUCGAGAGAUUCCAACGUCCAUCUCACAUAACACAAACACGUUGUUUUUUGUGUCCAUUAUGGCUUUCCUUAGGUGCUUUGGGUACAACGUAAGGCGCACCGGACUUACUGAUGUCCGUGUUUUCGCAGAAGGCGAUAAAGAAGAUGAAUCAGAUAACACAAUGAUUGCUGAUGCAACGAGACAUACAAGUGAAGAGUUGAAGAAAUUCACCGCGAAUUUCUCCAAUUCCAAUUUAAUUGCCUGUGGUGGAUUUAGCAGAGUCUAUUUAGCUAAUUUCCCUGAUUCAUCUCCCAGAGCUAUCAAAAUCAUGGACAGCAGCAGCGAGCGUCUCAAUAGAAUCUACAAGCAAGAAUUAGACAUUUUGAUUCAAAUCAAACACGACAACAUAGUUAAACUUCUUGAUCAUUGUGAAAAUGAUGAAUCUGGAAACAUGCUCGUGUUCGAGUAUGUCUCAAAUGGUACUCUACAGGACAAACUCCACGAAAACAGAGAUAUGACAAUUCUUCCAUGGAGAAACCGAAUGGCAGUAGCAUUUCAACUUGCUCAAGCUAUUGAGUAUCUUCAUGACAAAUGUCCUUCACAAAUUGUGCAUAGCGAUAUCAAGUCCUCUAAUAUAUUGCUAGACGAUCAAUUCAAUUGCAAGCUUUGUGAUUUUGGGUCCGCGAAAAUUGGAUUUUCUUCUUCAGUUUCACCAUUAACGAAAAAUCGAGUGAUACUUGGUUCUCCAGGUUAUACUGAUCCUCACUACUUGAGGACCGGCAUUGCCUCCAAGAAAAACGACAUAUAUAGCUUUGGAGUCAUUAUUUUAGAACUCAUUUCAGGGGUUGAGGCCUUUUCCUCAGGUAGUGGGGAGAGGUUAAUAUCGAAAGCUGCUGCGAUUUUGAACGAUGUGUCUAAGGUAGAGGAAAUGAUAGAUCCACGCCUCGAUAGGAAUUACGUAUUGGAGGAAGCUAAGGCCAUGGUGUCAGUUGCAGCAUUAUGCCUAAGUGAUUUCCCAGGCCUCAGACCCUCUGCUUCUGAAAUUUUGGAGAAUAUGAGAAGUAGAAUAUCUUCCAUCUCCUUUCUGUUUUCAGUUGGUAAAAAGGUUUGAGUAGGGACGGAGCUAGGAAGGGCCAAGGGGUUCAUCCGAAAUCCCUUCAUUGAAAAAUUAUAUUAUUUAUACAUGAUUAAAAUUAUAAUAGUAUUUAUGUGUGAUACUAGUUAAAGGUUCAUGUAAAUUUGUAUAGGGAUUUGUCACAAUUGAAAGUUUUGUCAUAGCUAGGGAAAGAAUUAGUUCAAGAAACUCCUUACAAAUUGAGAGUUGAAAUUUUGAAUGAUCAAAUUUGAUUUGUUACUCAACUAUGAAAAAUAGAGCAAAUUUGUCUUAGACUUGAAA